Mesocricetus auratus (golden hamster) is the source of this 2148-nucleotide messenger RNA. RefSeq names its product ceramide synthase 5 (gene Cers5). Gene Ontology annotation, cellular component: membrane. Gene Ontology annotation, biological process: ceramide biosynthetic process. Gene Ontology annotation, molecular function: sphingosine N-acyltransferase activity; DNA binding. The transcript has 10 exons. Lineage: Eukaryota; Metazoa; Chordata; Mammalia; Rodentia; Cricetidae. The record is from RefSeq and is a predicted model, not a curated record. Bases 93 to 1337 code for a protein of 414 amino acids.
GGGCCCCGCCCCCGGGGCUUCUUCCCAGUGGGUUCCGUUGGCCGUGGCUGCCGCGGAGGCUGUGGCGGCGGUGGCCGCCGGGCAGGCGUAAGAUGGCGACUGCGGCGGCGGGAGCCCUGGGCCUCCUGUGGGGCUGGCUGUGGAGCGAGCGCUUCUGGCUGCCGCAGAACGUGAGCUGGGCCGACCUGGAGGGUCCAGCCGACGGCUACGGCUACCCGCGCGCCCGGCACAUGCUAUCCGUGUUCCCGCUGGCGGCAGGCGUCUUCUCCGUGAGGCUGCUCUUCGAGCGAUUUAUUGCCAAACCCUGUGCACUCCAUGUUGGCAUCGAAGAUAGUGUUCUCUAUCGGGUCGAAUCCAAUGACACCCUUGAGAAGGUGUUCAUAUCUAUUACUAAGUAUCCUGAUGAGAAAAGGCUGGAGGGCCUAUCAAAGCAACUGGACUGGGAUGUCCGAAAAAUUCAAUGCUGGUUUCGACAUCGGAGGAAUCAGGACAAGCCUCCAACGCUGACUAAAUUCAGUGAAAGCAUGUGGAGACUCACUUUUUAUUUAUGUGUGUUCUGCUACGGAAUUAGAUUUCUCUGGUUGACACCUUGGUUCUGGGACACUCGACAGUGCUGGCAGAACUAUCCAUAUCAGCCACUCUCAAGAGAGCUUUAUUACUACUACAUCAUGGAACUGGCCUUCUACUGGUCUCUUAUGUUUUCCCAGUUUAUAGAUGUUAAAAGAAAGGACUUCCUGAUCAUGUUCGUGCAUCACUUGGCCACCAUUGGGCUUAUCACCUUCUCUUACAUCAACAACAUGGUUCGAGUGGGAACCCUGGUUAUGUGUCUCCAUGAUUCCUCAGACUUCUUGCUGGAAGCUGCCAAGCUGGCCAAUUAUGCUAAAUAUCAGCGGCUCUGUGACACCCUCUUUGUGAUCUUCAGUGCAGUUUUUAUGGUUACUCGUCUAGGAAUCUAUCCAUUGUGGAUUCUGAACACAACCCUCUUUGAGAGUUGGGAAAUGAUUGGACCCUACCCUUCCUGGUGGCUCUUCAAUGGCCUUCUCCUGGUCCUACAGGUUCUACAUGUCAUAUGGUCUUACCUGAUUGCACGAAUUGCUUUUAAAGCCUUGAUCCGGGGAAAGGUGUCUAAGGAUGAUCGCAGUGACGUAGAGAGUAGUUCAGAGGAGGAAGAUGAGACCACCCACACAAACAACCUCUCUGGUCGCAGCUCCAGCAAUGGUGCCAACUGCGUGAAUGGCCACAUGACAGGCAGCCACUGGGCUGAAGAGCAUGGGACUUGUAAAGCUGUUGGCAACCCACUCUUUGGGGCCUCCCCACAUCUACAGUCUUGUGACUAGAGGGACUGCAAGGCUCUGAGGACCAAGGAACCAAACAGUUUCAUGUUGUCAAGAAACUCUGCUGUUGCCGGGCGUUGGUGGCACACGCCUUUAAUCCCAGCACUUGGGAGGCAGAGGCAGGCGGAUCUCUGUGAGUUUGAGGCCAGCCUGGUCUACAAGAGCUAGUUCCAGGACAGCCUCCAAAGCCACAGAGAAACCCUGUCUCAAAAAACCAAAAAAAAAAAAAAAAAGAAAGAAAAGAAAAAAAGAAAAAGAAACUCUGCUGUUUUGUAUUUAAUGCCCCCUGGUCCUUUCAGUAAUGUUAUUUGCUCUGUGUUUGUCUGUUUUUGUUUGUUUGUGCAUUAUGCAUAUGGAUGAGUUUCAUCGACUGGGUUGGGGCACAGUUCUGGACCACUAGGCAUUGCCUAGUCACUUCUGAACGCAUUUCCAGCCCAGCAUUGGCUGCAUCUUGAAUUAUGCUGUCUCCAGACCAUCUACGUCCUUGUCUCACAGCUCUUGAGGCUCUAAGUUCCUGGUCCAUCUAAAUAAAUAUUCAGCUCCAGGCUUUGGGAACAGUUCUUAUGGAGCAGGAAGUAGUGUUUCAUCUGAUAAGCUAGAUACCCAGAAUCACUGUGGCCUCUAGCUACAUCCCCUUCCCACCACCUGAUAGUGACAGGGACAACUACUGAUGCCCUGCUCUUUACUCAAUGGUACGUAGGGAGGGGGGGUGGGAGAGGAUGAGCUGAGAUAUUGAGGGCAGCAGCCACUGGGUGUGCUGUUAAUGGUUUUAUACUAUUGUUUACUCUUCUGUAAUUAAAGUGUUUCAACCCUC